Molecule: messenger RNA, 1011 nt
Organism: Camelina sativa (false flax)
Lineage: Eukaryota; Viridiplantae; Streptophyta; Magnoliopsida; Brassicales; Brassicaceae
Product: galactinol synthase 5
Molecular function (GO): glycosyltransferase activity
Source: RefSeq, a predicted model, not a curated record
AUGUCCCAAAUGACGAUGAACGUCGAGAAGAAGAUCGGAGCUGACGUGACUGUGAUCCCUGAAGAUGGGAAAAGGGCUUAUGUCACUUUCCUUGCUGGUAACAAAGACUACUGGAUGGGUGUGGUUGGUCUAGCCAAAGGACUUCGCAAGGUGAAAUCGGCUUAUCCUCUUGUUGUGGCGAUUCUCCCUGACGUGCCUGAGGAACACCGUCAAAUCCUGGUGGCUCAAGGAUGCAUUAUCCGUGAGAUCGAACCGGUCUAUCCGCCGGAAAACAAAGAAGGUUAUUCCAUGGCGUAUUAUGUUAUCAACUACUCCAAGCUUCGUAUUUGGGAGUUUGUUGAGUAUGAGAAGAUGAUAUAUCUAGAUGGGGACAUACAAGUGUUCAGAAACAUCGAUCAUCUGUUCGAUACUCCUCGUGGCUACUUGUAUGCCGUCAAAGAUUGCUUUUGCGAGGUUUCUUGGACCAAAUCUCCUCAAUACAAGAUCGGUUACUGCCAACAGUCGCCUGAAAAAGUGACAUGGCCUGUCGAAAGCCUCGGUGCUCCACCUCCGGCAUAUUUCAAUGCCGGUAUGUUGAUUUUUGAACCAAAUCUCGUCACUUACGAAGAUCUUCUUCGUGUUGUUCAACUCACUACCCCAACUCUUUUUGCUGAACAGGAUUUUCUGAAUAUGUACUUCAAAGACAUAUACAAACCAAUCCCUUCGACCUACAACCUCAUAUUGGCUAUGCUUUGGCGUCAUCCAGAACACGUUGACCUUGACCAAAUCAGUGUUGUUCAUUAUUGUGCUAAUGGUUCAAAGCCUUGGAAAUACGAUGAGGCUCAAGAACACAUGGAGCGAGAAGACAUCAAAAUGUUGGUCAAAAAAUGGUGGGAUAUUUAUGAAGAUUCGAGUUUAGAUUACAAGAACUUUGGCGAGAGUGAGUCUAAGCUGAAUCAGACCACUGCCCCAUUGGCUUCCAAGGACCCUGCUGGCGAUGUGCUAACGAACCUUGCCCCCUCCGCCGCUUAA